Phyllostomus discolor (pale spear-nosed bat) is the source of this 2196-nucleotide messenger RNA. It is a transcript of the gene ARRDC1, whose product is annotated as arrestin domain containing 1. Gene Ontology annotation, biological process: protein transport. NCBI's taxonomy places the organism in Eukaryota, Metazoa, Chordata, Mammalia, Chiroptera, Phyllostomidae. Gene Ontology annotation, cellular component: cytoplasm. The transcript has 8 exons. Gene Ontology annotation, molecular function: ubiquitin-like ligase-substrate adaptor activity; ubiquitin protein ligase binding. The coding region runs from base 54 to 1325 and encodes 423 amino acids. The record is from RefSeq and is a predicted model, not a curated record.
GCAGGCGGGCGGGGGUGUCAGUGAGUGACGGUGCGGCCUGGCCCGCAGGCGGCAUGGGGCGGGUGCAGCUCUUCGAGAUCCGCCUGAGCCGCGGCCGCGUCGUCUACAGCCCCGGGGAGCCGCUGGCAGGGACCGUCCGCGUAUGCCUGGGGGCGCCGCUGCCUUUCCGAGCCAUCCGAGUAAGCUGCACAGGCUCCUGCAGGGUCUCCAGCAAGGCCAACGACGCUGCAUGGGUGGUGGAGGAGGGCUAUUUCAACAGCACUCUGUCGCUGGCUGACAAGGGGAGCCUGCCCACCGGAGAGCACAACUUCCCUUUCCAGUUUCUGCUUCCUGCCACGGCACCCACGUCUUUCGAGGGACCUUUUGGGAAGAUCGUGCACCAGGUGCGGGCCACCAUCGACACGCCACGCUUCUCCAAGGAUCACCAGUGCAGCUGUGUCUUCUACAUCUUGAGCCCCCUGAACCUGAACAGCAUCCCGGAUAUCGAGCAACCCAAUGUGGCCUCCGCUACCAAGAAGUUCUCCUACAAGCUGGUGAAGACGGGCAGCGUGGUCCUCACAGCCAGCACAGACCUCCGAGGCUAUGUGGUGGGGCAGGUGCUGCGGCUGCAGGUGGACAUCGAGAACCAGUCAGGCAAGGACACCAGCCCCGUCGUGGCCAGUCUGCUGCAGAAAGUCUCCUACAAGGCCAAGCGCUGGAUCUACGACGUGCGGACCAUUGCGGAGGUGGAGGGCGCCGGCGUCAAGGCCUGGAGGCAGACGCAGUGGCAAGAGCAGAUCCUGGUGCCUGCCCUGCCUCAGUCUGCCCUGCCGGGCUGCAGCCUCAUCCACGUGGACUACUACCUGCAGGUCUCCCUGAAGGCGCCUGAAGCCUCCGUGACCCUCCCGGUCUUCAUUGGCAAUAUCGCUGUGAACCAAGCCCCGCUGAGCCCCCGGCCAGGCCUUGGGCCGCCUGCUGGGGCUCUGCCCUCCGUGGUGCCCUCUGCGCCGCCCCAGGAGGAAGCAGAGGCGGCUGCUGGCUACCCCCACUUCGCAGACCCUGUCUCCCUCAUCACCCAGAGCCAUUCGCAGCAGCCACUGUCUGGCGGUCCUGAUCUCUGUCCUCUGGACGGCAGCCCUGCAUCCCACCCCCUGCCCCCUGCCUUGUGCAUCUCCACAGGUGCCACUGUGCCCUACUUUGCGGAGGGGUCCGGAGGGGCGGUGCCCACCAUUGGUACCUUGAUUCUCCCCCCAGAGUACAGUUCGUGGGGCCACCCCUAUGAGGCUCCGCCGUCCUACGAGCAGAGCUGCGGCGGUGCGGACCCCGGCCUGACCCCAGGGAGCUGACCCUGAACCGAUCCGCCUUCUGCAGGCGGGCUGACCUUUGCUGUGGGACUCAGGGCCUCAUGCUUUCACUCCCGGCCUGGCCCGGCCUACUCAGGACUCUUCACGCGCUGCCGGGCCCUCUGCCUCCCCUGGGCCUCCUCUUUGGCCCCUGCAGUCGGCCUCUCCCAGCGGCGGGACUGGACGGACAGGUGUAAAUAAAGCGCUUCAUUUGUAGUGCAGGGCGCAGGUCGGCCUCUCGGGCGCCCUCCUGCGUCUGGAGGUGCGGGUCCAGCCUGGGGGCCUUUUCCCCGGACACGCCCCCAUCCCCUCGGGCGCGCCCCCUUGCCCCGCCCGUUCCCACCGGGCGAGCCCCCUCACCCAGGCCCAGCUCUCCCCGGGCGCGCCCCCUUUCCUAGGCCCCGCCCUUUCCGGGGUGAGUCCCUCUCCUCGGACCGGGCCCCUCCUCCUUCCGGGUGUCUUGGGCCGCAUGCGCCCCGGAGGAGCGAGAGCUAGAGGUGGUGCUCGGACUCCCGGCGCUGCAUAGGGAUGUUCCUUGGGAGCCAGGUUUCAUGUCUGGAGCUCUGGCCUUAAUUUAAGAUGGGUUUGUGACGGGGAGGAGGCCACCCUGUUCCACUUCAUAAACACGCUCGUGGGCCAGCCGCUGAGCACGCAUCGUUGCAGGCAGCGCGGUUUAAACCUCCUGCGCCCGGGAUCCGGUCGGGUGAGGAGAGGGUCGCCCUUGGGCUUGGCCUCAGGUGUCACAUCUGGCUGAGACUGCUUCUCACCUCCCAUCCAGUACGACCACUCAGGCCUGACCCCGAGGUCUGUGUUUUUAAGGGCUGUCAUUUAGCUCUCAAGGAACCCCAGCGCAAAUAAAAAGCCGGGGUUUUGC